CAGCAUUAAUUACAGUCACUGAGGUUAAAACAGAAAAGGAGAAGACAACCUAAGGUCUGUUACGAAACAAUUGAAUUUAUCUUGUUGGUGCAUGCGCAGUAGUAAAAUGGCCAGAAUUUUCAAAAUAGCCUUUUGGCUGAGUGUUCUGAUUCUUAAUGAGGUUGGGCCUGCAAAUAUGGUUCGUCUUAACGCUGGAAAGUACAUAGGGGAAUCAAAAGCUCACAAAAAAGGCUAUGGAACAGAAAAUACUGAUAGCAGAGAAGUAGAAAAUAUUAAUGAAAAUGCAGAGGGGAAAUCAGGUAUUAAAGUUGCUACAAAAUUUGCCUUCAAAAUCUUCAAGAUCGGGGCCCAAGUCAUACCCAAAAUGAUUACCUUAGCAAGUUUCAGUAAUGCAAUAUUUCGCGCUAUUGCUGGAUGCUGUCCUGACUUUCCUGAGGCGUGUGAAAGUCACGACAAAAUCGUCAAACUGCAAGAAGAAAUACGAAAGAAGAGCAUGAAUAUUGAUGAUUUGCAGCUAGAAGCUCAAAACUUACAGGAAUGGACCGAAUCGUCAAGAAACAAGUUUUCAUUGCUGGUGGCAGAAAUGGCAAGGAUUAUAGACAACACAGACGUCCUGGUACGAAGCAUAUCACCCCAGGUCAUCAUAGCAGUCAACAACCAAACUGUUGUAAUCAAGAAACUGGUAAGAGCAAAGAAAGAAAUUGGCGAGAAAGUCGAUCUUGAUACCGUAGAGUCAAUGUAUGGGAACGCCAUAGGAUCUUUUGUUGACAUUACACUGCCAUUGUUUCAACUCAUUCUACCAAGUAUCCCAAAGGUCGUUAAAUUUGCAGCCGAGAAGUUUGCAGUCCGUCAAGCACAUCAGCUGGACCAAAUUCUCGAAAAUGCUUUGAAAAAACCAUCGCCCAACACCAUUGAUGCUGUUCGAGCAAGGGGCUGGUUCGCCCAGACUAAAGCAAAGAUUGACACCAAAAUCAACUCAAUUAAACUAAGAAUCAACGCUAAAUACUCAAACGCUGUCGAUAUUUUAAGCAAAGCUGGCAAAGGAUUGUCGUUCUUGUUCGACGCUUUAUCAACAGGUUAUGAGCUAUACAGUAUUAUUGAUUCUGUACUUUCGUGCAAAGAAAAGCGAGACACCGUGCUCAAGUCUCUUAAGGAACUUCAAACAGCUUCUAAACAACUGGAUGAGAUCUAUGAUAAAGUGAAGGAAUCUAAGAUGGUAGUUCAAAAGGCGUGGACAACAAUGCAUAGUCAAGUCUCCAGCAAAGCCUUGAUUCGUGAUUUGAAAGAGAUCCAGAAGAUCCUAGCGUCCAUCUCGGACCCGAGUUCUGAGAUUGAAUACAUGUCUUCCAGAAUUGGCGUCUACAUUGCAAAAAUCGCCCAAACUACCCAUUCUUCAUCACCGGAUGACAUCUAUCAGUUACUUGAUGAUCUGACAACGGUUUGCUACUAA
Molecule: messenger RNA, 1450 nt
Organism: Actinia tenebrosa (Australian red waratah sea anemone)
Lineage: Eukaryota; Metazoa; Cnidaria; Anthozoa; Actiniaria; Actiniidae
Source: RefSeq, a predicted model, not a curated record